This is a messenger RNA of Arabidopsis lyrata subsp. lyrata, 1262 nucleotides long. RefSeq lists its product as uncharacterized. The transcript is spliced from 3 exons. The record is from RefSeq and is a predicted model, not a curated record. Gene Ontology annotation, molecular function: ubiquitin-protein transferase activity. NCBI's taxonomy places the organism in Eukaryota, Viridiplantae, Streptophyta, Magnoliopsida, Brassicales, Brassicaceae. The coding region runs from base 394 to 1065 and encodes 223 amino acids.
GAAUAUUGUUAGGUAUCUAAGAUUGGCAACUAAUCCACUGAAAAUUUAUAUAAAAAAAAUCAUAUUAUAAUUUAGCUAGUCUAUGUAAAAUAUUGGAUAGAAAACAUAAGGAGAUUGUAAAGUUUUCAAAGGAGAAGUCCUAUAACUAUCUUACUAGAAAAUAAAACAAUAUUUAAGAAAUAACGUGAACUAUGAGAAAUUUUAUUUAGAGGUGGUUAAAAAGUGUGGAUAAGAUAAAAAUAAAAGAGUAAAAUCUUGGGAGUGAAUCAACCAGUACUUGCCCGUCUAUAUAAAUUGGGCUCUUCCAUUGUCAAGUUUCAGUCAGCGAUUUCUUUCCAUUCUUUCUGAGAUUUUGAGAUUUUUUUUUUCUUUUAAUAAGAUUAGACAGUAGCUAUGAGUUUAGAGAGUGAUAUUAAAGAAAGCAAACGAGUCGUUGAACCAGUUGAUGAUGAAGACUGUGCGGUUUUUUUCGAGCCAUUGGCUAAUGAUGCUAAACGAACUGUGGUUAAUCUUCAAUGUAGCCACAGGUUUCACUUAGAUUGUGUUGGUUCAUUCUUCAAUAUAAAGAACAAGAUGGAAUGUCCAUGUUGUAGACAGAUUGAAAAGGGAAAAUGGUUGUUCGCAAAACCUGUAGAUCUAGACCCGCCAUAUCGGGAUAUCGAUGUUUUGCGUGAUCAACUAGAAAGAGAUGAUGAUAUAUUACUUGACAUGCCAACCAGGGUGGAGAGUGACGGUGUGCCUUAUUUUUUUCAUAGUGAUAUGGAUAGAAUCUUAACCAAUACAGGUAUGUUAAUUCCAAAUGUUCCGUCCCAAAUCACUGACAAUGGCAACGCGAGGAUUAACCGAUGGCGUGAGUCGCGUAACACUACUUUGGACGCAAGGAUGCAGCGUCAGAUAGACGAACAUGUAGCCAUUAUUGUUGAUAGCGAAAGUCGUUUACACAAAAUGCUGUGUGAACUUUAUGGCUGUGAAAGAAGUGGUGGGGGAGGCGGUGAAAACAGCGGUGGGGAAGCGGUGGCGGAGGCGGGGGAAGCAGCAGAAGGGGCGGAAAUGACAGAAGAGUAGCGACGGAAAAUGGUUGUGAGUCCGUUGGCUCGAAAAUAAUAUGGUUUAUGUGAUCAUUUAGACUUUGCUUCAUUCAGUUUUUUUUUCAUGUCGUGUUUUGUUUAUCAAACUCUUAACUUUCAUGGUUUUUUUAAUUUUUUUUUUGUUUUUUUUUUUGUUUUGGAGAACUUGGCAUUGAGUUUCUUUUGUGCAUCAUA